Vanessa atalanta (red admiral) is the source of this 3000-nucleotide messenger RNA. It is a transcript of the gene Bmap-A, whose product is annotated as protein apterous-like. NCBI's taxonomy places the organism in Eukaryota, Metazoa, Arthropoda, Insecta, Lepidoptera, Nymphalidae. Gene Ontology annotation, biological process: regulation of transcription by RNA polymerase II; neuron differentiation. The transcript has 6 exons. Gene Ontology annotation, cellular component: nucleus. Gene Ontology annotation, molecular function: RNA polymerase II transcription regulatory region sequence-specific DNA binding; DNA-binding transcription factor activity, RNA polymerase II-specific. The record is from RefSeq and is a predicted model, not a curated record. Bases 117 to 1316 code for a protein of 399 amino acids.
CAGUCGCUCGCCGGACGCGACGCGCCGCGCACGUUAUGCUCCGCGUGUGAGUGUAGAGUGUAGUGGGGCAGAGGCCCAUACGUUCGAAAAUAGAAAACGGAAAAAUUGACCCCCAAAUGGGAGUAUACGAAGAGAGGGGGGCGAUGCACUGGCAACAGAGUGAGCGGUACCUAUCUUCGGCGUACGAGGCAGGAGCAGAGUUGUCGCCAGUCGCGCCCGCAGCGUCACCGGGUUCCCCUCGCGAUUGCACUUCGUGUCGCAAGAGGGAACCACCAGAUGAACCUCCGCCACCGCCUCCAGAAGACGCAUGCGCAGGUUGCGGCGCUAGGAUAACAGACAGAUAUUACCUUCUUGCUCUUGAACGACGCUGGCACACUCCGUGCUUGAGAUGCUGCGAAUGCAAGAUGCCUCUCGACUCAGAACAGAGGUGCUAUGCGCGGGAUAGUAAUAUAUUCUGUAAAAAUGACUACAUCAGGUUAUACGGAUCGAAACGGUGUGCGAGAUGCAACACUCCAAUCUCAGCGUCUGAACUGGUGAUGCGGGCUCGGGACCUCGUGUUCCAUGUGCACUGUUUCUCGUGCGCUCUAUGUAGUACAAGACUCACAAAGGGCGACACAUUCGGUAUAAGAGAUUCAGCUGUUUAUUGCAGGCUACAUUACGAAACGAUGCCGGAUUACGGUCCUCACAUGGCAGUUCCGGGGCCUCCACAAAUGUGUCCCGGACCUUACGCGGGACCUCCGCCAGGUUCGCAUUAUCCUCCGUACCCAUCGCCCGAAUUUGCGCGGGUCGAACCCGAUGUUCCUAAAGGCCCUUUCUUCAACGGGUCAACAGCGCCACCGCCUCGACAAAAAGGACGUCCAAGAAAAAAGAAACCCAAAGACCAAGAACUCAUGACUGCUAACCUUGAUCUGAAUCCUGAGUACUUGGAGAUGGGUUUCCGCGGCGGUGGCGCUUUGGGGACCACGUCGCGCACGAAGCGCAUGCGCACCAGCUUCAAGCACCAUCAGCUACGCACCAUGAAGUCAUACUUCGCCAUCAAUCAUAAUCCGGACGCGAAGGACUUGAAACAAUUGAGCCAGAAGACCGGUCUCCCGAAAAGAGUGCUUCAGGUAUGGUUCCAGAACGCACGAGCGAAAUGGAGACGCAUGGUCACGAAACAGGAAAACAAAAUGGCGGAGAAGUGCUCUCCAGAGGGCUCGUUGGAGAUGGACAUGUACCACGGCCCCAUGGGCUCGAUACAGUCGCUUCCCGCGCACAGUCCACCGUACAGUGUGAUGGGCGGCCCUCCGAGCCCCAACUCCAUGGACUGUCCAUAGCCACAAUUUUGCGCUUUAUGAGCGCUCUGCAAUUGAACAUUAAAAUUCCAAGUGUACACGCAAUCGGCGCUCCAAACGAAUUCUGUGAAAGUUUGUGGAACUUAAUAGUGACUUAGAUCACGUUGUAAAUGUUACGGAAAAUUUUAAUACCAAGGACUACUUGAAGACAAAGAUCUAUGAAGUGACGCUAAAGUAAUGAUCCCAGUGUAAAAUGAAAUCUAAUAGUAUGUACAUGAUUUUGAUCGUCUAGAUAUUAAAUUGUACAUUGGCUUGGAGAAUAUCGCUUUCUACACAUUUUGUUAUUGAAACAUUGUUAAAUACAUUAGUCUGCAGCAUUGUAAUAUGUAGUUCUAGAUCACUGAUAAGUCUUUACCUAUUUUUAAACACUCCGACUUCCGACACCAAACAUCUACAGAGACGAUUGAAGUUAAUAAAUAACAUGGCGUAUAAGUUAUAUCCGUCCAUUUUGAAAAAAAAAACUUUUGGUGAAACAAAUGCCGUACGAGGCAUUGAAUACGUGGACAUAAUGAAUUCCAAAAUAUUAAAUUAAUUCUAUUAUAUAAUAAAUGCAAUAAUGGUUCAAAAUAUCGUUUGUUAUAAACUAAAUUAGGCCAUCCAAGUUAUUCGUUAUUUUUGAAACGAUGUUGCUAUAAUCGAAUAAUCGACGACAUUUAUAACAAAAAUGGUUUGUGUUGCUAUUCUAAAUUGACAAUAAUUAUUUAAAAAAAAAGAAUGAAUGUCUGACGUACGUUGAAAUGCCUCUUUAAAUUGUAACUUGAUGGUACUCUGCCAAAAACCUUCAUGCAAGCGUCUACAACAAUGUAAUGUACUAAGUUUCAACAAAAUCGGAUGAAUGUAGCGCUGAUAGAAUACGAACUAAAAUAUCAACAAUAUAAUAAAUAGCGAACAUAUUUCAUGAGAUUACUCGUAAUCUAUAGCAAAUAUAAAUAUAUAACUUUUAUUAAAGCUGACACGACAUUUUAUGGAAUGUCGAAACGUUCCAUGUAAGUAAGACCCUGCUAAGCAGAAGUCUCUUCCACAGGCUGAUUAUUAUUCAUGUAUUUCCAUAAAUAACUAAAAUUGAUUUAUUUAAAAUACUACAUGUGACUGUAAAUAAACGAUGAGUAAUUUCAUAAGGGCGUAAGUCUCAGAGUGAGGUUAAAAAAUGUACGCCGUACCGUGUAACGAUGAUACUCUUGUAAGUUAAUACACGCCUGUAAUGUCUUGAUCUCUAAGACAGGUAACAGAACAGACAUUUACUACCUGGACAAUUAGUUUUAUUAAAUUGUGGAUAUAACAUAAGAUUUAGUUUUAAAAUGCUUCUAAAAUGAGAGGUUAUAAUUUUUUUCGACUUCAUUGAAUUGAUAUGAUGGAAGAUUUUUUAAUUAAUAUAUACUAUUUAUUUAUUGACUCCUAUAUUUAAUUUAGUAUGUAAGUUUAGUUUAAGGUAUAGCAGGUAAAUACGAAAAUUUCCAUAGUAAGAUAGUUUUAGUGUUAUACAGAAAUGUUAUAAGAUAUUUCGAAAAAUUUUCAUUGACUGGCUGCUCCAUGCAUAUUAAUACAAAAUUAUCAUCGAUACGUUCUUAAAUUUUGGUUCGAUUUCAAAUCUAAUAUUGUUUCUAAUUAAUUAAUAACAUUUAACGUAAAAGCGAUUGUCAAAAAAUUACCACUAUUUCGAAAGAGA